UUGAUCAAUUGAUUGGUGUUCAUUGAAAGACGAACAGUACAAAGGGGGUAUAGCACAGAAGGCAUGACCUCCUCCAAGAUUACAGAGAGAGAAGGGGCAAACUAUAUAUCCUAUAGGAAGGACUUCACUCUCUAGCUAGAAACCAGGUUGGCAUAGAGUCAAAAACAGUAAACCACCAGAUCUACCCCGCCGGAAAAUCGCAUCAGGGACAUUCCUCAUCGCUUCCGACACCUUACCGGAAACAAAAUUGGCUCCGGCCACACCGCAACUACACUCUACCAACCCUUCCCCAAACCGAGACGCAGCGUACAAAGGCGCGUGGGAUAUUUUUCUGAGCAAUCCAGAUACUGAGCCUCAGCAGUUUGAAGUUUGAACGCUUCAUUGAUUAAUAAAACAGCUCGAUCUGAGCUAUAUAUAUACAUAGCUCUAUGCUGGUGGAGGUAUCAAUAGUUGCUUCAAAGUUCCUCCAGUACACAACCAAGCCAGUUGAACGGCACGUUGGUUAUCUAUUUAGUUACAAGCACAACCGCAAGAAACUAAAAACUGAGGCUGACAUCUUAAUUGGUAUAAAAGAUACUUUAAAGGAGAGCAUUGCUAGGGAUGAAGCAAAUGGUAAAGUAAUAAGACCUGAUACCAUGAAGCUGCUUAAAAGAAUGGAGGAUAUCAUUGGACAAUAUGAACAAGACACGGGACAAUAUGAACAAGCCAAUCGGGACGCAAACACCAAGUGUCUACUCCGGUGCUGUCCUAACCCAGCUGUCCACUAUCAGCUAAGCAAGAAAUCGAAAAAGUUGUUGAAGCUGUUGAUGAAACUGUUGAUGGAACUAUAUAAGGAGGACUUGACAAACAUUUCCUUCCCUGUUCCCGUACCGCAUAUGAGUAAGGCAUCUACCGGGGAUAACAAGGCUUUUGAAUCCAGGAGUGCAAUUUUGCAGGAAAUCAUAAAUGAAUUGGCAAAUCCUGAAACCCUUCGAAUUGGAGUGCAUGGUACUCAAGGUAUUGGGAAGACCACAUUUGCUCAAGAAAUUUACAGGCGAGCCAAGAAUGAAGAGGAGAAGGACAGGUUAUUUGAUGAUGUGGCUAUGGUACUAAAUUUGAAUGAAAAUCCGGACACUCAGAUAAUUCAGAAGGAAAUUGCUGAAAUGCUAGGUUUAGCUUUCUCUGAAAACCAUGACUCAAGACUAAGAGCGCAGUGUCUAACCAACAGGAUAAAGGGGCACAAGGUUCUCAUCAUUUUAGAUGGUAUUCUGAACGAAAUUGAUCUGGAAAAUCUGGGAAUUUCAAGUAUGCCAACUUGUAAAGUAUUGUUGACAUCUACAAGUCGUGAAGUACUAUCCACUAUCAUGGGUAUAGAAAAAGAUUUUAAACUUACCGCGUUAACAGAAGAUGAAAGUUGGCAAUUAUUUGAGAGGACAGUAGGUGAUCGUGUUGUUGCUGAUCGCAGCAUACAAUCCGAAGCGAAGCGAGUAGCCAAAACAUGUGGAGGCUUUCCAGGCUUGAUUGUAAAACUGGGGCGCAUUAUGAAGAAUCGAACUACCUUACCUGCAUGGAGAGAUGCCUUGAAACACAUGGAGACAUUUGAUCAUAUUACUCCAAUAGAUAGCUGGACAGCAAUCGAAUACCGGGUUAAAAUUCUAGAGUGGAGUUACGUGGACUAUGAGAUACACUCACCCGCACAAGUCGGGCUUAUAAUGGAAAAUGAGUCUGGUCUUCUGCAACCUUUCUUGGAUAGCAAGGUUGAGUUACCCAACAUAACAAGAUUGGUGAUUCGUAAUUGCCGUUCAACGUUCUUGUUGAUACCUUCUGUGGCUAGAGCCCUUGUGCAACUGAAACGUUUAGAGAUACAUGACUGUGACAUCAUGGAAGAAAUCGUGGAGACUCAGGAGGUUGGUAAUGAAAUUACCGGUAAGAUGUUUAGUAAGCUAAAUUAUCUAAAGAUCAUAGAUCUUCCAAGGCUCCGCAGAUUUUGCUUAGGAAGCAAUAUUGAAUUUCCAUCACUGGAAGAACUUCAAAUUAAGGGAUGUAAAGAGAUGGAGAACUUCAUCCAUGAUCCGUCGAGUGAAAAUGUUACAGGAUAUAAAGUAAAUGAAGUGAGUACCUCUAAGAAUCUGCAGAUUGCUGAACAAUGCUUUCUCUUUGACGAAAAGGUAAGAAUUCCUAAAGUGAAGAAAUUAUUCCUCCAUGGCUUCGAUAAAUUGACGAGGAUAUGGCGCAGCCAACUUGUUGCCCGGAAUUCAUUUGGCAGUGUCAAAGAACUUGAAGUUAGAGGUUGCCCGAGGCUAACCGAGAUAUUUCCGCCUCGUGAUAACUUUCUUGUUAAUCUUACCUUGAUGAAUGUGGAGCGGUGUCAUUGUUUGAAAACUAUAUUUCCUUCCUCAGUGGCUAGAUAUGAUCUUAAACUGCUGGAGAAGAUGUUCGUGAAGAACUGUGCAGAAAUGGAGGAAAUUGUUUCAAACGAAAAUGAAACAAAAGCAGUGCAACAGUUGGUUUUCCCAAAAUUGGUAUUGUUGUGGUUUAAGGAUGCUCCCAAACUGAAGGGCUUCUAUCAGGGAAGGCAUACUAAACUCAUUUGGCCGGCACUUCGGGACUUCAGGAUAGUUGGGUGUCCCCAGUUAACGGAUGACAUAUGCCAGACCACAUUUAACAGAGUUCCUACAAAAGCAUUUUCACAUCGGGGAUGGACUUGAUGAGCUUGAUUGAGUUGGACGUAUUGUACAUGAACUGUGUGUUUUUUCCCCCCUAUUGUGAGUACAUGAAGGCGACGCAAUCACGUUAUGUAACAGAUCUCAUUUCUCAUUUCUCCACCAUUCAAAAGCCUGUUUUGGUAGAAGUCUUUGUUCCCAGUUAGGUUCAAUAGUUCUUGGAUUCGGGUCACUGAGCACACCUUGUAAGAAACAUAAUUCCGAUUCUGUUAGGAACUUUCAUCAAAGUGAGGCAUUUUCCUACUA
Molecule: messenger RNA, 2948 nt
Organism: Argentina anserina (silverweed cinquefoil)
Lineage: Eukaryota; Viridiplantae; Streptophyta; Magnoliopsida; Rosales; Rosaceae
Product: probable disease resistance protein At1g12290
Exons: 4
Coding region: 429-2687 (752 amino acids)
Molecular function (GO): ADP binding
Source: RefSeq, a predicted model, not a curated record